Messenger RNA from Macroventuria anomochaeta, 354 nucleotides. RefSeq lists its product as uncharacterized. The record is from RefSeq and is a predicted model, not a curated record. NCBI's taxonomy places the organism in Eukaryota, Fungi, Ascomycota, Dothideomycetes, Pleosporales, Didymellaceae. Bases 9 to 275 code for a protein of 88 amino acids. The transcript has a single exon.
GAUCGACAAUGCGGGGCGCCUCUUCUCUUCCGAAGCCAUCCACGGUCAUCCAACGCACAACGACACCUCGAGCGACUAACUUCCGCGUCUCAUUGUCAACCUUUGUUGUAAAAGCGACAUGCGUCUUCUUGAUUUUUGAUAUUUGGCUCCUAUGUGGUAUGACGCACUCGAAAUGCAUGUGGAAAGUUAAUACAGUACGGAUCUGCUCAAAAGGACGCGCUCCAAGGAAGCAUAAAUCGGAGAUUGCUUCUUCCAAUGCAGUGCCGUGGUUUUGAGAUCGUGGCUAGGCAAGCCAGGGUAACUGCCUGGCGAGUAUUGGCCUCCGCUCACAUGCCCUUGACUCUUGAAUUCAUG